UUUACCCUUUAUUUUACUGACGGUGGUCGGCCGGUGGUGCAGGUAUACGGUGCGGUGUACGGCAACGACCCACAAGCUCUGAUCCUCCUGAUAGGGUGGCUGCCGGCGGCAAUCUCCUUCGCCUUCCUCCGCACAAUACGGAUUCUCAAAGUUGUCAGAAUCGUACACGAGCUCAAAGUUUUCUACAGAUUCCUCUACAUCUCACUCGGCUUAGCCGGCUUCCUCAUGGUCAUCAUCAUUCUCCAAAAACAGCUCAACUUCAGCCGAGCCGAGUUCGGUGUCAGCGCCGCCACCGUCGUGGUCCUCCUCCUCCUCCCCGUCGGCAUCGCCGUCAAAGAAGAACUCGAUCUCUCCAAAAACAAAAAACACGAUCUAGAAACCAACAACAACAACAAUUAUCUCGAGAAGCCACCGCCCCCGCCGCCUGUUGCGGCGGCGGCAGCGGCGGCGCCGCCGCCGCCGGAGAAUGAAAUAAUCUCGUGCUGGAGCGGGAGGAGCAUAUUCCGGCCGCCGGACAGAGGAGAAGACUACACAAUCCUGCAAGCACUCUUCAGUUUAGACAUGUUGAUAUUGUUCUUCGCCACCAUCUGCGGCGUCGGAGGUACGCUAACCGCCAUCGACAACCUCGGCCAGAUCGGCGCUUCGUUAGGGUACCCGAAAAAGAGCAUCAGCACGUUCGUCUCGCUCGUCAGCAUAUGGAAUUACCUCGGCCGUGUCGUCGCCGGUUUUCUCUCCGAGCACUUCCUCAAAAAGUACAAAUUCCCCCGGCCGCUGAUGCUAACCCUAACCCUAGCCAUCUCGUGCAUCGGCCAUCUCUUGAUCGCGUUCGGCGUAACAAACGGGCUUUACUUCGCUUCGGUCGUGAUCGGGUUCUGUUUCGGGGCGCAGUGGCCGUUGCUAUUCGCGAUCAUAUCCGAGCUCUUCGGGCUCAAGUACUAUUCGACGUUGUACAAUUUCGGGUCGGUCGCGAGCCCGGUCGGGCUGUACGUGCUGAACGUGCGCGUCGCGGGCAACUUGUACGAUAGGGAGGCGGAGAAGCAGCUCCGGGCUGCGGGCCGGGUCAGGAUUCGGGGCGAGGAGCUCGAUUGUGACGGGGUGGAGUGUUUUAGGUUGGCGUUUUUUAUAAUCACGGCCGUGACCGUUUUCGGUACGUUCGUUUCGUUGCUAUUGGUUAUGCGGACGAGGAAGUUUUACAAGAGUGAUAUAUAUAAGAAGUUCCGGCUCGAGGCGGAGAUGGCUGAGGCGGAGAUGGCGGUGGCUUCGGCCGCCGGAAACGGGCAUGCGGUUGUUCGGGAUUCGAAGUAAUUGAUUGAAUU
Messenger RNA from Erythranthe guttata (spotted monkey flower), 1316 nucleotides. Lineage: Eukaryota; Viridiplantae; Streptophyta; Magnoliopsida; Lamiales; Phrymaceae. The record is from RefSeq and is a predicted model, not a curated record.